Messenger RNA from Microsporum canis CBS 113480, 2181 nucleotides. RefSeq names its product translation initiation factor eif-2b. The record is from RefSeq and is a predicted model, not a curated record. Lineage: Eukaryota; Fungi; Ascomycota; Eurotiomycetes; Onygenales; Arthrodermataceae. Bases 1 to 2181 code for a protein of 726 amino acids. Gene Ontology annotation, cellular component: eukaryotic translation initiation factor 2B complex. The transcript has 4 exons. Gene Ontology annotation, molecular function: guanyl-nucleotide exchange factor activity; translation initiation factor binding; translation initiation factor activity.
AUGGCUCCAAAGGCAAAGCAGCAGCGGGGAGGAGGAGCGCCUAAGGGGAAUAAGAAGCGUGGUGAGGGUGUAGCGAGACGAAGAGACCCCAUGCUGGAUGAGAGACAACAGCCAUUCCAGGCGGUGUGUCUUCUGCCCAUCGCCAAUACCCUCUUGAUUGAUUACACCCUUGAAUUCCUGUCCAAUGCGGGCAUGGAGGAGAUAUUGCUAUACGCUGGCGCGCAUGCAGAUAUGCUAGAAACCUAUCUCAAGUAUGCUUCCCUACAAAGACUACAGGAUGAUGCUGGCUCAAAAUGGAAAUCGGACAUAUCGCCAUUUACAAAAGUUCGACUUAUCAGGACGGCAGCAACUACAUUUGGAGAAGUUAUGCGCGAUCUACAUGAGAAACACUUAAUGAACGGCGACUUUCUCUUAGUUAACGGUGAUGUUAUCGGCAAUAUUCCGCUUGAACAAGCACUGAUCGAGCAUCGUGCCCGUCGACAAACAAAUCGAAAUGCCAUCAUGACCAUGAUCCUCAGAGAAGUAGGGGAAUCAAAUAGAGUUCGCAAGAGUGCGGAUGCACCGUUGUUUGUCAUUGAUCCCACAAAAGAUAGAUGUUUACACUACGAAGAGCUUCAAUACCAUCCACAUGACGGAUACGACCUGCCGUCUAACCUCGAAAUAGACCCAGAGCUUCUUGAUGCACAUGCAGAGAUCGAUGUUCGCAACGACCUCUAUGACUGUCGAAUUGAUAUAUGUACUCCUGAAGUCCUUGGGCUAUGGGCAGACAGCUUUGACUACCAGUCUCCGCGCACCCACUUCCUUCAUGGCGUACUGAAGGACUACGAACUUAAUGGAAUGACCAUCCACACACACAUCAUGAAAGAUCAUUAUGCGACCAGAGUUCAAAAUCUGCACGCGUACGACCUCGUCAGUCGAGAUGUUAUAUCGCGAUGGACUUUCCCCCUUUGUCCAGACACAAACCUCUUCCCUGGAUAUUCCUACACAUUCAAGAGAAACUUCGUUUAUCAGGAACAAGGCGUUGUCCUGGCUAGAUCUGCAACUAUUCAAAGUCGGACUGUGAUUGGUAAAGAAACGACAAUUGGAGAAGGAGCCGUUAUCACCAAUAGUGUCAUUGGCCGAAGGUGCAAGAUUGGCAACAAUGUUAUACUUGAUGGCGCGUAUAUCUGGGAUGAUGUUGUUGUAGGUGAAGCAACAGAGAUAAGGCAUGCCAUUGUAGCCAACGGUUCAGUCAUUGGAGACAAAUGUCAAAUCCAGCCUGGUGUAUUGCUUUCAUAUGGUGUUAAGAUCUCGAGUGGGACAUCUAUACCAGAGAGUAUGAGUAUUACCAAAUUUCAGAGAGAUCCAGAUCAAAAGGUGCCGAAUGACGAGAAACUUGUUGGAAAAGGCGGCGAAGGAUUCGAAUUCGUGUCGGAAGAAGACGAGGAUGAAGAGGAAGCUGACUUUAUACCUGGUCUAUUAUACAACAUGGCCGAGCUGUCGCUGUCCGACGCGUCCAUCUCGACCCUUACGUCGGAUAAAACAGAAGACGGUGGUUUCGGUUUCCGUUCGAGGUCGGGUAGUGUCAGCACAGCGGCAUCUGAUGACGACGGGCGAGACCAGUUCCACCAUGACGCCGUAUCUAGCGUUUUCGACGGCCUUAAAGAAGGUCUUAGCGCUGAGGUGGUGCAGCUAGAACUCGUCGGCCUGCGUAUGAGCGCUAACGCAUCUGAACACCAAGUCCGGCGCGCCGUGGUAGUGUCGUUUAUGAAGUAUAUCCAGCACGUUACGGAGGCGGGUACCGUGGGCUUAGCAGACUCGGUGCGCGAACUUUUUAAGAAGUACAAGGACACAGUCAUGCGAAUCGUGUUUGAUCACGACACGGAUGAUAAGCCAGACCAGGUGGACUUGCUGCUACUAUUCCAGAAAGACCUAACGGAGAGGAAUAAGGGAGGCAACAUCUUACUCUUUACCGCCAAGGAACUUUAUGAUCUGGAGAUAGUGGAUUCUGAAGCCUUCUUGCAGUGGUGGGAAGAUGAGAGGUCGACUAGCACACCUGAAAUGGAGAGUGUUAGGACGCAGACUAAGCCAUUCAUUGAGUGGCUCGAGGCCGAUUCAGACAGUGAGGAAGAGGACGAUGACGAUGGCGAUGACGAUGACGAUGAAGAUGACGAAGAUGAAGAAGAGGAAAGCGAUGCCUGA